AUGACAACUACCAAUAACGGGGGUGAUUUGCAACAUUUAAAAGAGAAGAAGACAACAUCGUCAAAGGUAAAUAACAUUAUGAACGAGACAAACGAACCAUCGACAGUUCCAAAUGGUGAGGCAACAGCUGCCGCUACUAAUGGCCAGGAAACGACAGCCAAACCGAAAUCUUCGGACUCGACUUUAGAGCAAGAAUUUUUCUUCGGUCUAACCAUCGAUGACGCAGUCAAUUCAGCAGACAACCUUAUGGAGUUAUUCUACAAUGCAUGCAAAUACAGUCAUUUAGAACUCGUGAAAAGAUGUGUCGAACAAAAACAUAUCGAUGUCAAUGAACCCAUCAACAAUGAUUAUCCUUUAUGCAUUGCUUGUCACAAAGGUCAUAUUGAAAUCGUACGCUAUUUGCUUACUCAUGGAGCUGAUAUCCAUAUUAAACGCGAAAUGAACGUUUCAACAGCACGCGGAAAUCAGCGCUUAUCGCGCGCCAAUGUCAGUCAUGGUGACAGCGCGCUGACACUGGCAGUGAAAUAUGGUUUCGAAGAUAUCGCCAUUUUACUUGUCGAACAUGGUGCUGACAUAUUAAAUGAAAAUAGCGAGUUCGAGAAAUCUCCUUUACAGGAUGCCAUUCGUCUCAAUCGUCAUCGUAUUUUGAAUGUUUUUAUGGACAAAUUAAAGAAUACGCCAGCAACAUCAGGUUAUGAUGAAUCGUUAUUGUUACAAAAGAAAGGUGACAUUCUUCGACAAUGUCUUAUUAAUGAUCAAAUCGAUGCGUUACGCGUAUUUGUGCCCAAUGUUUGGGAAGAACUUAACAGUGAUUUUAUGUUGACUGUUUUGAAUAAUCUCAUGUUGAAAAACAAAAUUCAAUCCGACAAGGCAUUUGAUGUGUUAGAAACAAUUCUCGAUGCAAUUCCAACACCGAAAUUGAAAAUGUACGAUGUCGGUGACCUAUUGAAACGUUUUCUUCAUGUUUUACAAGCGCAAUUUUUAACAAUCAGUGACGAUCGUAUUCAAAUUCUCUAUUUACGCACAUCGCUUCUUUUUACUAUACUCAAAUAUCAUGAAACAGUCGAUUUUACAAACUAUUUGGAUCUACUAGAUAUCUAUUUUCGUGCAAUUCACAAUAGUGUUGAAAGUACAGGCGAAGGAAUCAAUCAAAUCUAUGAAUAUAUUGUUCGUUUCUAUGAAAAUCUCAUUUUAAUGGGUCAUUUGAUUCUUACAAAUAAUAGUGUUAUUUUACGUUUACUCGAAUGUGAACAUGUUCAACGAAUGCAACCUAUUGAUAUGUAUCUUUCAUGGCGUGCACGUAAUCCAUUUCUACUCAAAGAACGCUGUCGUCUUAUGAUUAAAAAUAUUCUACCAACGUACAAGCGAACGACAUUAGAGAAAUUGAACUUAAAUGAAGACACAUUUUUCUAUUUGUAUUAUCAACGAUAA
This is a messenger RNA of Adineta ricciae, 1431 nucleotides long. Lineage: Eukaryota; Metazoa; Rotifera; Eurotatoria; Adinetida; Adinetidae. The record is from the annotation of a GenBank genome assembly.